Molecule: messenger RNA, 7887 nt
Organism: Corapipo altera (White-ruffed manakin)
Lineage: Eukaryota; Metazoa; Chordata; Aves; Passeriformes; Pipridae
Product: cadherin-6
Exons: 12
Coding region: 291-2666 (791 amino acids)
Biological process (GO): homophilic cell-cell adhesion; calcium-dependent cell-cell adhesion; cell morphogenesis
Cellular component (GO): plasma membrane; catenin complex; adherens junction
Molecular function (GO): cadherin binding; calcium ion binding
Source: RefSeq, a predicted model, not a curated record
UAGAGAGCCCCAUCGGCUCGGGCUGCCUGCAUGCCGGAGUUAAAAAGUGCUGCUGGCCGAGCGGGAGACUUAGUGCGAGGCAGGGAAGCUGAGCGGUGGGAGAAGGGGCUGGGGAGCCGUACCGCCGACCCGGGUGAGGCUCGGCCACGCCGCCCCUGCGUGCCGAACUCCUUUGAGACUGCAAAGACUUUUUAAAGAAGGAGGACGGCAUGACAUUGGAUUCAGUGCAGUAAAGCAGGUUACUUUGAGAACAAGACAAAAAGUAAUUAUUUAGACUUCCUUGUGUUGCCAUGAUGAGAACUUACCAUUGCUUCUGGCUGCUGUUUUGGGCUAGUCAGCCCCAUCAAAGCUUCUUAACUCCGUUAUCCAAAAGGACUAGUGGCUUUCCAGAAAAGGAAAAGGUUUUGGUAUUGUCUGGAAACAGCAGGCAAGACCUCCAUCGUUCCAAAAGGAGCUGGAUGUGGAAUCAGUUCUUUUUAUUGGAGGAAUACACAGGAACUGACUACCAGUAUGUUGGCAAGCUGCAUUCAGACCAGGAUAAAGGAGAUGGAUCACUUAAAUACAUCCUUUCUGGAGAUGGAGCAGGAGACCUCUUCAUUAUCAACGAAAACACUGGUGACAUCCAGGCUACAAAGAGACUAGACAGGGAAGAAAAGCCUGUAUAUAUACUCCGUGCCCAGGCUGUAAACAGAAGGACUGGAAGACCAGUGGAACCAGAAUCUGAGUUCAUCAUUAAGAUCCAUGAUAUCAAUGACAAUGAGCCAAUGUUUACAAAGGAUGUUUACAAUGCCAGCAUUCCUGAAAUGUCAGAUGUUGGUACCUUUGUUGUGCAGGUCACCGCAACUGAUGCUGAUGAUCCUACAUAUGGGAACAGUGCUAAAGUUGUCUACAGCAUUCUCCAGGGACAACCAUAUUUCUCUGUCGAAUCUGAAACAGGCAUUAUUAAAACUGCUUUGCUAAACAUGGACCGUGAAAAUAGAGAGCAGUACCAAGUGGUCAUCCAGGCUAAAGACAUGGGAGGCCAGAUGGGCGGAUUAUCGGGAACCACCACUGUGAACAUCACGUUGACGGACGUAAAUGACAAUCCACCUCGCUUCCCCCAGAGCACAUAUCAAUUCAGAGCUCCUGAGUCUAUGCCACUAGACUCACCAGUUGGCAGGAUAAAAGCCAAUGAUGCUGACAUGGAUGAAAAUGCAGAAAUUGAAUACAGCAUCACUGAGGGGGAUGGAUAUGACAUGUUUGGAAUUACCACAGACAAGGACACACAGGAAGGAAUUAUAACUGUGAAAAAGGCGUUGGAUUUUGAAAAUAAAAACUUAUAUAUUCUCAAAGUGGAAGCUGCAAAUACUCAUGUAGACCCUCGAUUCCUGUACUUGGGGCCAUUCAAGGACUCAGCUACAGUCAGAAUUCAGGUGGAGGAUGUAGAUGAACCCCCUGUGUUCAGCAGACCAGCAUACAUAAUGGAAGUGAAAGAAGAUGUUCCAAUAAACAGUGUAAUAGGAGCAGUAACUGCUCAGGAUCCAGAUGCUGCCAGGAACCCUGUCAAAUACUCUGUAGAUCGUCACACUGAUAUGGACAGAGUAUUCAACAUCAAUUCAGGAAAUGGUUCGAUAUUCACUUCAAAACCUCUUGACCGGGAAACACUGCUGUGGCACAACAUUACAGUAAUAGCAGCAGAGAUCAACAACCCAAAACAAAGCAGCCGUGUUCCAGUGUUCAUUAAGGUUUUGGAUGUAAAUGACAACGCUCCAGAGUUUGCCAUGUUUUACGAAACCUUCGUCUGUGAAAAUGCAAAAGCAGAACAGCUGAUACAAACAUUAAGUGCUGUUGAUAAAGAUGACUCUUACAAUGGACAUCAGUUUUCAUUCUCCUUAGCUCCUGAGGCAGCCAGCAGCUCAAACUUUACACUACAGGACAACAGAGAUAACACAGCAGGGAUUUUCACCCGAAAAACCAGAUAUAACCGGCAUGAAACGAGUACCUACUUCUUGCCAGUGGUAAUAUCAGACAAUGAUUACCCUAUCCAGAGCAGCACUGAAACAGUGACUAUUCGAGUAUGUGCUUGUGACCAUCGAGGCAAGAUGCUGUCCUGCAAUGCAGAAGCCUUGAUUCAUCCUACUGGUCUUAGCACUGGGGCUCUUAUUGCCAUUCUUCUCUGUAUCAUUAUAUUACUUGUUACAGUGGUGCUGUUUGCAGCACUGAGACGGCAGAGGAAAAAAGAGCCUUUGAUUAUUUCCAAAGAAGACAUCAGAGACAACAUUGUCAGUUAUAACGAUGAAGGUGGUGGAGAGGAAGACACCCAGGCAUUUGAUAUUGGCACACUGAGAAAUCCUGAAGCCAUAGAUGAUAAUAAAUUGCGCAGAGACAUUGUGCCCGAAACACUUUUUAUACCACGGCGGACUGCAACAGCGCGGGAUAACACGGAUGUCAGAGAUUUCAUUAACCAAAGGUUAAAGGAAAAUGAUACAGAUCCAACAGCCCCCCCAUAUGACUCAUUAGCAACCUACGCAUAUGAAGGUAAUGGUUCUGUUGCUGAGUCCCUCAGUUCCUUGGAGUCGGUGACUACAGACGGAGAUCAGGACUACGAUUACCUCAGUGACUGGGGACCUCGGUUUAAAAAGCUGGCAGAUAUGUAUGGUUCAAUGGACAGUGACAAAGACUCUUAAUAUGUUACCUAUUUUUCUUUCUUUCUUUUUAUUUCCUGUCCUCAUUUUCAGAAACAGCGUUGGGAUAUGUGAAGUGGCUAUUUCUUUCUAUUUCUCCACAGUGUGAACGGGGUUCUCUAUUCUACCCGUUUGAAUUGUCUAAUGACAGCAGUCUGUGUGGCUUAGCCAUCAGAAAACUUUCUCUAGUAUCAUUUUUUGAGCUUCCAAGAGGCAAAAUCCUUAUUUUUUAGUGCACCCAGUUUACCAGGCUAGUCUUACAGGCACAGCAGUAGUGGAGGGGAAAGAAAGGAUCAGAUGGGGAGCAAUAUUUUUACUUGUUCUGCUUAUAUUGUAAAUUGGGAUAUAUUACUGUUUAAGCUCACUUGCUCUUCUUACUUGUAUUCAGACUACUCAGCUCAGACAAUUGCUCUGUCGAUUGUGUAUUGCACAUCCCAUUGUAAUGAGGUACCCUAGUUUACCCUAUGUAUUAUAGUUAAAAGUAGUGGUGAUGGAACGAAAGUUUAUUAUACAAGUAAGAGUAAGCCAAGAAAAAACAUCAAACACGCAUUUUACUCAUGGAGGUGGUAGAAAGGCUUAAUGGUCAUUUAAACCUAAGUGUUUCUCUAGAACAUACCAUUGCCCCCAUUGCACUGAAUCAUACUAACACACACAUAUAUAUAGUUCAUUGACUUCUCUGUAUAUAUUCUUCUGACCUAGCAUUGCUGGAGAGAUGUGUGUGCGUGCACGUGUGUGUGGUCAGUAACCCCAGUAUCUAAUUCUUAGAUGAUUUCCCAAUUCUAACCCAGACCUGCUUUGCGAUACCUGGAAAGUCAUCAAAUCCAACCACAGAUUAGGUCAUGACUUGGACAAAGGAACAGAUCAUAAAUGUGCUUUUGUUUGCACUUCUUCAGUCGGCCUCCACCUGCACAUCAUUUCAGUGAUGGCCACUGCACUGGGGAGGUGGGAGUCAGGAUGUUCAUAUCCAGCUACUUCUACCUGUUCUCAUGUGCAGAUGGGGAGGAGUGGCCUCAAAGUGACUGCCACCCACUAGAGCAAACAGAGCUAUUGCAGAGGAGGAAACAGUGCUUUUUUUGUCCUCACCUUCUCUACCUGGAUGCCCAGGGCCGAUUCCUGACUUGACUCUCUGCCCAGUUAUGCUAUCUGUAAAAUGGGGAAGUAAUGCCUACCUCAUCAGGAUGUUGCAAGAACUAUGUAAGUCAUUUGGAAAAUGCUUUAAAAGUGGAAAACGUUGGCAUUCUACUGGAGGAAGUAAAUUGUCAAGGGUUUGGGUUGUUUUCUUUUUUUUUUUUUUUUCCUUCCAGAUUCAAGCCCUGAAUGCACAGGGCUUGUGAGAAGUGAGAAUUAAUUGUCAUUCCAGUGGCCUGAAAAAGUAGGGUUUAUAACUAUAACUCAUUUUUUAAAGUAAACUACACAGCCAAGUUUGUUAAAGACUUCACCAAAAGGUAAAAUUUUAAUCACAAGUGUCACAUUAAAAGGGGCAGAAGAAUUUUUGUAUUUUCAUAUUCAUAUUCUAUGUUCUAGAUGGUAGAGCAUAGUUCUGUGGUAAUUUAGUUUUAAGGUACUGUCAGCAGAAAAGCUGUAAUUGUAUUGCUGGUGGGAUCAUAGGUAAAAUUGACUAGAUACCACCAGGAUUUAAUUUUUUUUAAUAUAUAUAUUUUUUUAAAUUAAUUGUUUUAUUCCAAAUCAUGUUUUAAAUUUUAAUAGGUAAGGUGUUUUUCCUUCACCUUUCUUUUAUGAUAGUAGUUGUUAUUGAUUGUAUCCAUCAGUGUUUCUGGCUGCGUCUUAGAGUCAAAGAGACAUUGGUUUGGAUGAUGCUAAAUGCAUCUGUGAUUGACUGAUGAUCUUUUUUUUCUUUUUUUUUUUUACCAAUUCCCUCUCGUGAUAACAGAUUUGUUAAAGGCCAUUGAUUAGUUCCCAAAGUUAAAAGGGAAAAGUUGUAGAUGGUUGUUUCGAUUUACUUAGGCCAGUGGUAAUCGUAACCAGUUUAUUAAUAUAUUAAUAUUUGAGAACUCAAGUUAUUAGAACUUUCAGUCCUGUUCUCAGGAUAUUAAUUGCAUUCUACAUAUAAGGUUGUCAGAGAUGGUGUAAUUGUGGAAAUACUAUUUUGUAUCAACAGCUUGACUCAUUUGAGAAUUGAAGACCCAAGCUCACUUGAGAGUUGGGGUCUGUUUAAAGGUAUAUUUUAAAGUUAUGUUAGUAUUCAUGCUUAAAAAAGUAGGCAUAUCUAUUUUUUCUUUUUUAGUAUAGUUUACAACAAGGCGUAACAUUGUUGUCAUGCAUUUAGAGCAUUACUUUUAAUUUAGUAUCCUAUUGAGAUGAUGUUUUUGUUAAUUCCUUUUAGCGAUAGAAAGUGUUGAUUUCCAUUCUUCUUUGUGAUGGUCCAUUUCUGUUUACAAAAACUAGUUUAAGCAGAAGUAUACUUAGAAGUACACAUUUUUUAUUUAUGAUCACCCCAUCACACAUAAAUUUUAUAAAAUUAAAUGAUAACUUUAUACCUUGUUUCUGUUAUAAACAAGAUGAAAGCAUAGGUUGUGUUAAAGUAAAAUUGGUUUUCCCCUUUUUUUUUCUUCAGUGGGUGAAUUACUCUUAUCACAUUCUUUUAACAAUGUUUGAUUAAGCAUAGAUAAGAGAAGUAAGGUAAAGUAAAAAGUACUUAACAGAAUAUAAGUAUUUCUUAAAAAUUGGUUAUAGGGUUUUUUUAUUAUUAUUUUAUUUUAUUUGCAGGUCUUGUUUGCAUUCUAUAGUUGCCUUUCCUUUUAGACAGGAAGAAAAAAUUAGUUAAAUCAUUUUAAUAAAUCCAGAGUCUCCUGACGAAGACUUGAAAAGUUAAUACAUAUUUAUAUAAUUUCAGACAUGCGUAAAUCCUGGUAUUUACUUCCAAGCUGAAUUGGUUGAAUUUUUAAAUUUUUUAUUUAAUUGAAAUAAAGUUAUAUAUUCAUAAGGUAAAAGUUUUUUCCACCCUAUUCUCAUAUUUAGUAAAGGGAAAAGAAAAGACAAAGUAAACUUAUUAAAAUUUAAACUAACAAUACAUAAAAUGGUUUGUUUUAUAUAACUUGGUUAAUAGUUGGUCUUCCAACAAAUGGUUCUUGAUGAAAACACAAACAAAUUACAAGAAUUAAUAAACUAAUAAUCUAAGUAAUUAUUAAAAGUUUCAUCGGUCUCAGGCAGUUCUGAUUCACUUGUAGCUUGUUCCUAUAAAAAGAUGAGGUGAAAAUUUGACCUACUAUAAAUUAAUCAUUAAAAAAAAACAACCAAAGGAAUAAUUCAUCGAGUGUAGACUUAGUUUCUGUGUAUAUUACAAAAGUGAAAAGAAUUUAAGAGAAAUUCGCUGGCAGUCUCUUCACUCAGUUGUCAGUGUGUGUGUUUGUGUUGCAUUCCUAGAGAAAGAGGAAAAGAACAAAAGAAAAAAACACAAGUCCCAAAGGGGUUUCUCUUACAGGUUAUCACUUAAUGAGUCAGGUUGUUUAACGCAGUGGUUAAAAGUCAAGCACUGAUGUUUAAUUCUUUGCAAUAAAACAGCUAGGUAAGAAAAACAAGAGGAAGUAUAAGAUCACAUUGUUUUUGCUGAAGUACGCUUUCUUCUUUUUAUGCAUAUUCCUGUGAAAUAGAAGGAAAGAAAAGAAAUAUGCUCGGUUCACUCUUGAACUAGUGAGGUUGGUUAGAAACAGGUGUUUAAGAUAAAAAAAAAAAUUCAACUUUGGCUUCACUAAGUGUUUGCCACUUAGUUUUGACAGUUUAGUCUCUGAGUUUGGGGGUGAAUCACAUCUUUGAUCAAAGGGAGUGAGUCUGCUUGUAAAGAUUCGACAGGAGUCACUGUUUGAGCUGGCUUUCUUUUAGGUUUUUUUGCAAGCUUCUGCUUCUCACCCUGGAGCCAUGAAUUAGCUUUAUCAAUUUCGUAGGUAACACUUGUUCCAUUCAGUUUACUCCAAUGGCUGGAUGCUGUCUGGAAAGUGGAUGCAGCUUCUCAGCAUCCCACUGCCUUAGCAUUGACUGGAUUUCAGUCUCUCUUGAUUUAAGGUCAGAUUUUGAUAGUUUAAUAGCAGUCAAAAAAUUAGUAUGCAGUUUUUUGCAGCAAAAGGUAAUCCACAAUUUUGUCUUUACAUUUUUUUCCCAGACAGACAGGAAAAUUAACAAAGCCUGAGUGAGUGAUAAAAUUUUUUCUUUGAGAGUUGCUACCACCCCGUGAAUACCUAAGUAGGCUUGGUGUAUUUUAGUUGUUAAGUUCACGAUAUUAAGCACAGCAGCUGCUAUUAGAAAUGCGUUGGCACACAAGUGCCUGUAAUAAAGAGUUAAUAUUAAUUGGUUUUCUGAGUUCGUAUCAACUACGAAAAUUCUGUUUCACCCUGCAGAUGCAGAGUUUUUAAUCACAAGGCUAGAAGCAAACAACUGUUUAUUUAGGUGGAUUUUAGUAGCUUGGCAAACACUAACUUUAGUGAGUCUAACACUUUGUAUUUUUUUCUUUAAUGUAUGCACAUUCCACAGCUUUGUUUGAUUGUGUUUAACAGCAAGCAGUUUCGCUGGCAGGUUUUUUUUCUUUUUUAGCAUAUAGCACCUCUUUUACCUGCAGCUCGUUUUGUUCGAAGUCUCCUGUAGCGAGUGAAAAUUUAAGGUUGUUCACUUCAGUUCUAAACAACUUGUUUAUAGCAGCAAGUUCAGAAACUGAAGUUUUCAGUUGUUCUCCUGUUUCCCCUCUUAUGGGUUACCAAUAACUUUAAUACUUGAUUUUCUGAUUUCAAAACCACAUAUUCAACAUCACUAAUCAGUUUAGAAGGAGGUAAAUUUUUAGAUUUUUUGUUGUCCACAAAACACACUUUUUGUUCCAAUUGUAAUUCCAGUUUCUCUGUAUUUUCUUGCAUUUUUGCCACCUCUGUUGGAGAGCAGGAAUCAUUGUGCAAAACACUACAUUCAUUUUCAUUAGAAUUACAGUUUUCUGUGGUUUUAUCAUAGCAAAGAUCUCCUUUCCAGAUUCCCAUAUCUGGAUGAGUUAUUGACUUUUGAGGCUGUUUGGCUCCAACAACCAAUUUGGUUGUUUGUUUUUCUAGCAGUUGUUUCUCUUUGCAGUUCACAAGCAGAGUUUAAGGUGGUCCAUGCAUUUCACAACUUUUCCUUUAGCUUUUUUAAACAUUUCAGUGCACUCUUUCUCCACUUGGGAAGAGGUAAAUCUGCAUUUUUGCAGAAGAAUAUUCAUGACACCCCACUUUCUUGGUACCAUUUUCUGUCA